Messenger RNA from Gastrolobium bilobum, 2979 nucleotides. RefSeq names its product glutamate receptor 2.9-like. The record is from RefSeq and is a predicted model, not a curated record. The coding region runs from base 2 to 2332 and encodes 776 amino acids. The transcript has 5 exons. Lineage: Eukaryota; Viridiplantae; Streptophyta; Magnoliopsida; Fabales; Fabaceae. Gene Ontology annotation, molecular function: signaling receptor activity; ligand-gated monoatomic ion channel activity. Gene Ontology annotation, cellular component: plasma membrane.
UAUGUCUUCCCUUUCCACUACAAAGUCCAAAGUUUCCAUUGUUUGGCACUUCCUUCUUGCCCUCAUAUUCUUCUUUUCCUUCAUUCUCUUUGGAGCUAAGGCCUCCAACGAUGACAUAGUUUUUUCCAUUGGUGUAAUCAUUGACCUUAGCUCUCGUUCUGGGAAAGAAGAGAAAGUAGCUAUUGAACUUGCAGCUCAAAACUACAACAACAGUUCAAAGUACCACCACAAACUGUCUCUACAUUUCAAGGACUCCAAAGGGAUGGCCCUGAAAGCUAUUUCUAUCGCUGAAGAGAUGAUUAAAAUAAAGAAAGUGAAAGUGAUAAUUGGCAUGCACUCAUGGCAGGAAGCAGUUCUGGUAGCUGAGGUUGGAAAUCAAGCUCAAGUUCCUGUUAUUUCAUUUGCUACACCAAUCAUCACACCUCCACUGUCAUCAUUUCGUUGGCCUUUCUUAGUACAAAUGGCUAACAAUCGUACUGCAUACAUAAAAUGCAUUUGUGAUGUAGUUCAUGCAUACAAUUGGCAAAGAGUUAUAGUGAUCUAUGAAGAUGAUCCAUAUGGUGGUGAUUAUGGAAUGUUAGCACUUCUAUCUCAGGAAAUCCAAAAUGUUGGUUCACAGAUUGAGCUCUCUUUGGCUCUCCCUCCAUAUUCUUCUUUGUCUCAUCCAGAUGGGGUAGUUCAGGUAGAGCUGCUGAAGCUGCUUAACACUCAAUCCCGUGUCUUCAUUGUUCUACAAUCAUCACUACCAAUGGUAACUUGUUUGUUUGCUGAAGCUAAAAAGAUGGCACUUGUGGAUAUGGAAACAGCUUGGAUAGUUCCAGAAAGCAUAACUUAUAUGCUAGACUCUGUUAGUGACUCUGUCAUUUCCUCCAUGGAAGGUGUUUUGGGAAUCAAGACUUAUUACUUGCAGAGUAGUACUGAUUAUCAGAGUUUCCAAGUUCAGUUCAGAAAAAGCUUUCAGAAAGAAAAUCCAGAAGAAGAUAAUCCCCAACCAGGAUUUUAUGCACUUCAAGCAUAUGAUAGCAUUUCAGUUGCCACACGUGCCAUUGAGAAAUUAAGAAAUCAUACUACGAGUAGCACUAAGAUAUUUCUAAAAGAAAUGCUGUCUUGCAAUUUCCUUGGCUUAAGUGGAAAAAUAAGAUUUGAAAAAGGGCAAACUUUGCCUUCUCCUAUACUUAGGGUAGUAAGUGUGAUUGGAAAGAGUUAUAAAGAAAUAGACUUUUGGACAGAAGAGUAUGGAUUCUCCAAGACCCUUUCCUUUGAGUUAGCUGGUCAAAAAGCUAAAAUUAAUAAGGUCUCAAGUACAAUAGAAGGUUUGGGAGGUCCAAUAAUUUGGCCUGGGAAUUUAAUGAGGGCUCCAAGGGGUUGGAGAAUGCCUAGAAGAGAAAAACCAUUGAAAAUUGGUGUUCCAAGAUGGACUCCAUUUGAGAAGUUUGUGAGGGUUGAAUACAAUGAAAACUCAAAUCAGACAAAAUAUAGUGGAUUCUGCAUUGAAAUUUUUGAUAAGGUUCUAGAUCAAUUGCAGUAUGACCUACCAUAUGAAAUAGUUCCCUUUAAUGGAACCUAUACUGAUCUGGUUUUUCUUGUCUACAACAAGACUUUGGAUGCUGUUGUUGGUGACAUAACCAUUGUGGCUGACAGAAUGCAAUACGUGGAUUUUACACUGCCAUAUGCAGAGUCAGGAUUGUCAAUGAUAGUUCCAGCAAAAUCUGAGGACACAGCUUUGAUUUUUAUGAAGCCCUUUACGUGGGAAAUGUGGAUGGCUAUUGUUUGCAUCCUGGUCUGCACCAUGUUCACAGUUUGGUACUUGGAGCGGGAUUCCAAUCCAGAAUUCAGUGGUCCAUGGAAGACUCAGAUUAACAUUGCUCUAUGGUUUACUGUCUUUUCUCUAUUCUUUGCACAAAGGGAGAAAAUCUAUAGCAACUUCACUCAAAUGGUGAUUGUUAUGUGGCUCUUCCUUGGUUUGAUCAUAACCUCUAGCUACACAGCUAAUCUAUCCUCAAUGCUCACAGUUCAACAAUUGCAACCAAAAGUUAAAAACAUUGAGUCACUAAAAAGGAGCAACUCCAAAAUUGGUUUCUCAGGUGAUCCUUUUGUGAGAAAAUAUCUGGAAAACGUUCUUCAUUUCAAAUCACAGAACAUUAUCAAAGUUAGUAGAAAUUACAAUUACACUGAGGAAUUCAAAAGCAAGCGCAUUGCAGCUGCCUUUAUUGAAAUCCCUUAUGAAAAGGUAUUCAUCAGCAUGAACUGCCAGGGAUAUUCUGCCUUCCCACCUACCAACAGAUUUGGAGGGCUUGGCCUUUAUGUUCCAGAAAGGUUCUCCAAUUACUAGAGACUUUUCCAAAGCUAUAUUGCAGCUCUCAGAGAAUGGAGACUUGAAGUCACUAGAAGAUAAAUGGUUGAACAACCCAGAUGAGUGUUCAACCAAUAUAACUACCAAUGCCAACGGAAGUUUAAAGCUUCAAAGCUUCUGGGUUCUUUUUGCAGCUUCUGUACUCACUUCUACCUUUUGUGUGAUAAUUUCCAUGGUACUGUCAAUGAAAAAGAAUCAGCAGCAUCAAGAGGCAUUUGAAGGAGACCAUGGUUGUUCAGCUAUUGAGACUGUUUGGAAGAAGAUCCGUGACACCAUAGCAAACUGUAUAUACAAUGAAGAAAGCACUAAUCAAAGACAAGCCUCAAAUUCAGCUCAUAUAGAGGGUGUAGAAGAAUUCUCUUUGGAGCUCAAACAAGGAAGCACUUCAGAUACCAUGGCUGGAAAUCAGGCUUUGGAAACACCACAAAGCUCUUCCUCACUGUAAGGAACUGAAAUGCUAAGGCUAAGUUAAAUAUCUUUCAAAUUUAAUUCGCAAAGAAUAUUUUAGAAUAUUUUUAUUAUUUAUAAAAAUCUAUUUUCUUAUUUCAUUAGGAUUUAGGUUAGGUCUGGAUUAAGCUUGUUAGUGUUUCUUUAUAUAUUGUACUCUCCUAAAUUAAUUCAAUAUA